Messenger RNA from Ramularia collo-cygni, 1953 nucleotides. RefSeq lists its product as uncharacterized. Gene Ontology annotation, cellular component: nucleus. The transcript has 3 exons. The record is from RefSeq and is a predicted model, not a curated record. NCBI's taxonomy places the organism in Eukaryota, Fungi, Ascomycota, Dothideomycetes, Mycosphaerellales, Mycosphaerellaceae. Bases 1 to 1953 code for a protein of 650 amino acids. Gene Ontology annotation, molecular function: nucleic acid binding.
AUGUCUUCCAACACGGAGCCUGAGACCGUGAAGUACACCCCGUUCCAGCCGGACUUCAACUUGGAAAAGCGCAUCGCACUUCUGAAGCUUGUUCUCCGCCCAGACCCCGUCGCAGAAGCUGCUGCUGCUGCAGCGCUUCUCCGACCCGCAACUCCACCCCCAGAGUCCGACUCCGACUCCGACGACGAUGAUUGGGAAGAGCCAACAACGCCACGCGGUAUGGCGCGAAGAGCCGCCAGGGACCGCUAUCUAGAUGCUCUUUACGAUCACAGCAACCGCAACGAGGAGGCGACUCGUGCGAAGCAGCUUGCUCGUGCUAACGCGCCGAACAAGAAUUUCAACAGACCAACCCCGAUGGCAUCUUUCACAGGCCAAGACAUUGCUUUCGACAGCCGCAAGGGCCAACCGGCACCAUUUGGGAUCAACUUUGUCCCUUUCGUCGCUCUUACGAAGUGGUGUUACACGUUCGCUCCGAAGGAACUGCUACAACCACUUGCAUCUGUGUUUUUUGACGCAGAUAAGAUUUACGCUCGUGAUUGGGACCUCUACUACGUCGCUUCGRACUACUGUGGAGUCAUCACGUUUGUACCGGAACACCAACUUCAAGUCCUCUUCGACGAAAUCAACGAGGCAUUUCCAGAAGCAAAAGUCAAGAUCACCGACAAGGAUUAUCAAGGCGGCUUUGUCAUUGACUUUGAAGACCUUCGUCAAGACCUUCGGCCACGCUGGUUGUGCUGCUGCGAAUCUCGAGCGCACUAUCGAUCUUGGAUCGACAGGCUUUCGAUGGAGACGCACAUGAAGCUGCCUUCGGGCUCACCAAAAGAUCGCAGCGUCGAGGCCUUCAAGGCCAAAGUUGACGCAGCGAACGCGAUCAGCAAGGCCAAGAAGAAGAAUGGAAAGGUGCAGACUUUCCAGCACGCCAUCGUCCAGCGACAGGACAUGGUUCGACAUGGUUUUCGGGCUCAGCGGUACUUGGGGCUGCUCCCAAAGAGCGAGCCAUCGCUGAUGCCAGACAUUUCUACCUUGACCAUCAGCGAGGCUAUUGAUGUCACCCAACCAGCGCCACAUGCUUUCGACAUGGACGCCAUUUUCAUCGCCAUCGACCUCGAGGCAUACGAGAGCCCACCUCGAAUGGUGACUGAGAUUGGCAUUGCCACUCUUGACACUCGUGAUUUGAAGGGCGUCGCUCCUGGUGAAGUUGGAAAAGAAUGGCACAAGUCCAUCCGCGGUCGGCACAUCCGCGUUGACGAGUACAAGUAUCUUAUGAACCAUCAAUACAUCCAAGGCUGCCCAGCAGCAUUUGAAUUCGGGGACAGCGAAUUUGUCCCGAAAGACCGACUCGGCUCCGUCCUGGCAAGCUGCUUCAAGCAGCCCUUCAAUCAGAAGGACGUCAUCGACGUACCUACAGAGGAGAGAAACAUCGUCCUCGUUGGUCACGAUCUGGGUCAAGACAUUAACUACUGUCAUCAGCUCGGGUUCUCCGUUCUGAACCGCGCCAGCAUCAAGGAGUCAGUCGACACAGUCGGCAUGUAUCGGGCCUACUCCAAAGAUCCGAAUGCCCGCUCUUUGGGAAGCAUUCUCUACGACUUCGACCUCACUGGGUGGAACCUUCACAACGCCGGCAAUGAUGCCGUCUACACGAUCCAGGCCAUGCUCGCCAYUUGCGUCAAGUCUGCCGCAACCCGCGGCGAGAAGGAUGUGGUGGAGAAGAAGUUGGAGGAGAAGACUGAGACUUUGGUCGAGGCCGCCAAGGAGAAGGCCAAGGAGGAUUGUACGGGUUGGGAUGAGGAUGACGAUGGUGGUGACCCGUUGCAGCCCACAGAGGCUACUUUCAAUCCUGCUGGAGGACGUGGAGGUCGUGGUGGUAGAGGUGGUCGUGGAGGUGGAGAUCAGGCCCGUGGAGGUGGCGGUGGACCCUUCUACACGACGGGAGGCGCUGUUCUGGACGUCUAG